This is a messenger RNA of Piliocolobus tephrosceles (Ugandan red Colobus), 4257 nucleotides long. RefSeq names its product zinc finger protein 600. The record is from RefSeq and is a predicted model, not a curated record. Lineage: Eukaryota; Metazoa; Chordata; Mammalia; Primates; Cercopithecidae. Gene Ontology annotation, biological process: regulation of transcription by RNA polymerase II. The transcript is spliced from 4 exons. Gene Ontology annotation, molecular function: DNA-binding transcription factor activity, RNA polymerase II-specific. Gene Ontology annotation, cellular component: nucleus. The coding region runs from base 815 to 3181 and encodes 788 amino acids.
AUGGUGUGAACCUGGGAGGCGGAGCUUGCAGUGAGCCAAAAUCUUGCCACUGCACUCCAACCUGGGCGACAGAGCCAGACUCCGUCAAAACAAAAAAGAAAAAAAAGAAAGGAAAGGAAAAGGGCAAGGGAGAGACGGAGAAGGGAGUCCUGCGGGAAGGGUGUUACUUUGUCGCCCAGGCUGGCCUGGACCCCUAGUUUCAGGGAUUCUCCCCCUCCGCUGCUUCCUGAGUAGCUGAGACCUCAGGCUUCUGUCCGGUGCCUGCAUCCCUGCUGUGUUUAAGCAGCAGGUGGUGACCUCUCUUUUCCCUGGCCUGAGCACUCCGUCCCGCAUCCCAGGCGGAGGCCCUAGGGAAGUCUCUGAAGCUGAGCACAGGGUGGACCCUCCCUCCCGAGUGAAUGCAGAAUAGAAAGGGAGAGGAUGUCUAUUCUGGUCUGUGGGCCGUCAGCAUGAAAUCGUGCGUUCAGCCUAGACAGGGCUUUGCAUUUCACAUUCUAGUUUGCAUCCCCGUUCCAGACAAUUCCAGGGCUUUUGAAUCAUGCCUCAACCUUCCUGGCCGCUCUGGCUUCCAAAAACCCGAAAAACAGGCUCUGGGUGCCAGGCAGAGAGACGCACAGGUCCCGCCCCGGCCCCGCCCUCUGCCGGUUCUCCAGGGCAAGGUCUCUCCGCCACGCGCCCCGCCCCUACCCCGCCCAGGCCCUGUUAACUUGCUCGCAGGCCCCGCCCAGGCCUGGUUUCUGUCCUGCGCGCAAACCGGGAAGCGGGUGGCGUGAGGUGAAGGUCCUACUGCGGAGCGAUUGAUUUCUACAGACUCAUGUUACGUGAGGAAACAGCUGAGAAGAGGAAAGGAAAGGAGCCCGGCAUGGCCCUUCCUCAGGGACGCGUGACUUUCAGGGAUGUGGCUAUAGAAUUCUCACUGGCGGAGUGGAAAUGCCUGAACCCUGCGCAGAGGGCUUUGUACAGGGAAGUGAUGUUGGAGAACUACAGGAACCUGGAGUCUGUGGAUAUCUCUUCCAAAUGCAUGAUGAAGGAGGUCUCAUCAACAGGGCAGUGCAAUACAGAAGUGUUCCACACCGGGACACUGCAAAGACAUGAAAGUCAUCACAUUAGAGAUUCUUGCUUCCGGGACAUUGAGAAAGAAAUUCAGGACAUUGAGUUUCAGUGUCGAGAAGAUGAAAGAAAUGGCCAUGAAGGACCCAUGACAAAAAUUAAAAUGUUCACUGGUAGUACAGACCGACAUGAUCAAAAAGAUGCUGGAAACAGGCCUAUUAAAGAUCAACUUGGAUCAAGCUUUCAUUCACAUCUGCCUGAACUGCACAUAUUUCAGAUCAAAGGUAAAAUGGGUAAUCAACUUGAGAAGUCUACCAGUGAUGCUCCCUCGGUUUCAACAUCCCAAAGAAUUUCUUGUAGACCCCAAAUCCAUAUUUCUAAUAACUGUUCCCCAAAUUCUUCAUUACUCACAGAAGAACAGGAAGUACACAUGACAGAAACAUCUUUCCAAUGUAAUGAGAGUGGCAAAGCCUUUAAUUGUAGCUCACUCUUAAGGAAACACCAGAUAAUCCAUUUAGGAGACAAAAUAUAUAAACGUGAUGUAUGUGGCAAGGUCUUUCAUCACAAGCAGUACCUUGCAGGCCAUCAGAGAUGCCACACGGGUGAGAAACCUUACAAGUGUAAUGAGUGUGGCAAGUCCUUCAGUCAGGUGUCAUCCCUUACAUGCCAUCGUAGACUUCAUACUGGAGUAAAACCUUACAAGUGUAAUGAGUGUGGCAAGCUCUUUGGUCAAAAUUCAGCCCUUGUAAUUCAUAAGGCGAUUCAUACUGGAGAGAAACCUUACAAGUGUAAUGAAUGUGACAAGGCUUUUAAUCAACAAUCAAACUUUGCACGUCAUCAUAGAAUUCAUACUGGAGAGAAACCUUAUAAAUGUGAAGAAUGUGACAAAGUUUUCAAUCGCAAAUCAACCCUUGAGACACACAGGAGAAUUCACACUGAAGAGAAACCAUACAAAUGUAAGGUUUGUGACGCAGUUUUCACGUGGAAUUCACAGCUGGCACGACACACCAGAAUUCACACUGUAGAGAAAACUUACAAGUGUAAUGAGUGUGGCAAGACUUUCAGUCACAAGUCCUCCCUUGUAUGCCAUCAUAGACUUCAUGGUGGAGAGAAAUCUUACAAAUGUGAGGUUUGUGACAAGGCUUUCGCAUGGAAUUCACACCUGGUAAGACAUACUAGAAUUCACAGUGGAGAAAAACCUUACAAGUGUCAUGAAUGUGGCAAGACCUUUCGUCAAAAUUCAGAUCUUUUAGUUCAUAAAUUAAUUCAUCCUGGAGCGCAACCUUACAAAUAUGAAGAAUGUGAAAAAGUUUUCAGUCGAGAAUCAACCCUUGAGACACAUAAGGUAAUUCAUACUGGAGAGAAACCAUACAAAUGUAAAGUUUGUGACAAGGCUUUUGCAUCUCAUUCCUAUCUGGCAAAACAUACUAGAAUUCAUAGUGGAGAGAAACCUUACAAGUGUAAUGAGUGCGGCAAGACCUUCCGUCUGAAGUCAUACCUUGUAUGCCAUCGUAGAGUUCAUAGUGGUGAAAAGCCUUACAAGUGUAAUGAGUGCAGCAAGACCUUCAGUCAGAGGUCAUACCUUCAUUGCCAUCGUAGACUUCAUAGUGGUGAGAAACCUUACAAGUGUAAUGAGUGUGGAAAGACCUUCAGUCACAAGCCAUCCCUUGUAUACCAUCGUAGACUUCAUACUGGAGAGAAAUCUUACAAAUGCACACUUUGUGACAAGGCUUUUGUGCGUAAUUCAUACCUAGCAAGACAUACUAGAAUUCACACUGCAGAGAAACCUUACAAGUGUAACGAAUGUGGGAAGGCUUUCAAUCAACAGUCACAACUUUCACUUCAUCAUAGAAUUCAUACUGGAGAGAAACUUUACAAAUGUGAAGCAUGCGACAAACUUUUCAGUCGCAAAUCACACCUUAAAAGACAUAGGAUAAUUCAUACAGGAGAGAAACCAUACAAAUAUAAGGUUUGUGACAAGACUUUUGGGAGUGAUUCACACCUGGCACAACAUACUGGAAUUCACACUGGAGAGAAAUCUUACAAGUGUAGUGAGUGUGGCAAAGCCUUUAGUGAGCAGUCAACAAUUAUUCCCCAUCAGACAGUUCAUGGUGUAGGGAAACUGAACUAAUGUAAUGAUUCUCACAAAGUCUUCAGUAAUGCUAAAACCGUUGCAAAUCAUUGGAGAAUCCAUAAUGAAGAGAGAUCUUACAAGUGUAACAAAUGUGGCAAAAUUUUCAGACAUCGUUCAUACAUGGCAGUUCAUUGCAAACUCAUACGGGAGAGAAACCUUACAAAUGUCAUGACUGUGGCAAGGUCUUCAGUCAAGCUUCAUCCUAUGCAAAAACAGGAGAAUUCAUACAGGAGAGAAACCUCACAAAUGUGAUGAUUGUGGCAAAGCCUUUACUUCAUGUUCACACCUUAUUAGACAUCAGAGAAUCCAUACUGGGCAGAAAUGUUACAAAUGUCACAAGUGUGGCAAGGUCUUCAGUCCGAGGUCACUCCUUGCAGAACAUCAGAAAAUUCAUUUUUGAGAUAACUGUUCCCAAUGCAAUGAGUAUAGCAAACCGUCAAGCAUUAAUUGACAUUAGAGUCAAAUCAGCAUUGAUUUGAGUUUGUAUUGACUUAACAUUGAGUUCAAGCCUUAAUUGACAUUAAAGUGUUUAUGUUAAGAGGAUUGAGCCAGGUGCGGUGGCUCACGCCUGUAAGCCCAGCACAUUGGGAAGGCAAGGCACGUAGGUCAUUUGAGGUCAGGAGUUUGAAACCAGCAUGGCCAACAGAUGUGAGCCACUUUUCCCAACCUGUUUACUGUUUCUUAUUUUCUAUUUUUCUCUUUUGAGAUAGUGUUUUUAAAAGAGAUAGUACUUUUUUGAGACAGUAGUUUUGAAAAGGGAUAUACCAUAGUACUUUUUAACAAGGAUAUCAGGCUGGGCACAGAGGCUCACACCUGUAAUCCCAGCACUUUGGGAGGCUGAGGCUGGUGGAUCAUGAGGUCAAGAGAUUGAGACCAGCCUUGCUAACAUGGUGAAACCCCGUCUCUACUAAAAAUACAAAAAAUUAGCCAGGGGUGGUGGCAGGUGCCUGUAGUCCCAGCUACUCAGGAGGCUGAGGCAGGAGAAUGGUGUAAACCCGGGAGGCAGAGCUUGCAGGGAGCCGAGAUCGCACCAGUGCACUGUAGCCUGGGCGACAGAGUGAGAGUCUGUCUCA